Molecule: messenger RNA, 864 nt
Organism: Hydatigera taeniaeformis
Lineage: Eukaryota; Metazoa; Platyhelminthes; Cestoda; Cyclophyllidea; Taeniidae
Source: the annotation of a GenBank genome assembly
AUGGACGCUUACGCCCUUGUCAAGUCUGGCAAAUUAAAACUAAAAGGCCAUGAAGACAAGCCUAAGAAGCGGAAGCGAAAGUCUGCUGACACUAGCUCAACGCAUACAGCGAAAGCUAUUCGAAAUGCCUUCAGUGAAGAUCUUAUAGCUCAUGGUGGUUGGUGGGAGAUCUCCAAAUUUGCCGACAUAAUUGGUCCGGUGGCCAUUCAGAUGACAGGCCUAGCUCCAGUUCAGGAAUGCUCCUCUUCUUCCUCCGACCAACUCCUUCCCAUACCGCCUGCGUAUUACCUCUCUGCAUCUGAUGAUGGAUUCAUCAACCUCGGACCCCCACGCCGGGAGGGUGAACCACCUGACCCUGAGGAAAUUUUCACUGCCGUUAAAGUUUCUGACACAAAAGUUGCUUUCAAGACUGGUUACGACAAGUAUAUGACAGCUGAUACAAGCGUGCAGAAUCUCAUCACAGCAGCAGCGGACGCCAUCGGUCCACGGGAACAAUUUGAGCCAGUCUUCCAAGAUGGUAAGGCUGCGCUUCUGGGCUUCAACAACUGCUUUGUCUCUGUCGACGGCGAUUCCGACAGGGCUAUUUGCCGAGCACAGAAGGCCGGACCAACCGAAAUGCUUGUGAUCCGCUCCAACAAGGAUUUGACACACAAUCCACUUAACGACCUACCUGAAGAGGAAAGGCAUGGGACCAAGAAGGCUGAGUACCUCUAUGUGCGCAAAUUCCAAAGCUGGCAAGAUAAGAAGAUUCGUUUAACCCGUGAAGAUACCGUAGCCUUGAAGGAUGCAAAGCGUGUUGGAAACCUCCAUGAAUGCAUGUUGGACCGACGUGAAAAAAUGAAGUCAGAUCGUUAUUGUAAGUAG